Molecule: messenger RNA, 492 nt
Organism: Ochlerotatus camptorhynchus
Lineage: Eukaryota; Metazoa; Arthropoda; Insecta; Diptera; Culicidae
Exons: 1
Coding region: 1-492 (163 amino acids)
Biological process (GO): DNA integration
Molecular function (GO): nucleic acid binding
Source: RefSeq, a predicted model, not a curated record
AUGGUUGUUACCGAUAAUGGCACACAGUUCACGGCGGAAAAGUUUCAAUCGUUUUUGAAAGCCAAUGGAAUUAAACACUGCCUAACGGCCCCAGGACAUCCAGCCACAAACGGCGUAGCAGAAAACUUUGUGAAAACCUUCAAAGCGUCGUUGAAAAAGGCACUGUUGGAAAAUCGUACAAAAAAUUAUUAUGAAAUUUCGAGUAACUUCCUAAUUGCAUACCGUAGGGCAGCGCAUUGUUCCUCUAAGGUUUCACCGGCGGUCGCCAUGCUGGGUCGAGAAUUAGUUAUCAAUUUCGAUAGAUUGAUUCCUCGUAAGAAGCAGGCUUGUACCGUAGACGUCCUCAAGCAUAAUCUGCUCCAGGCUCAAUCAAAGCAACGGGAAUAUCACAAGGGUAAGAGAAUGCAGGAGUUAAGAGAAUUCAGAAGUUUCAGCUUGGAGAUAAAGUGCUCGUCAGAGACCACACCGAUCCUAACCGAGCGGGAUGGAUAA